Molecule: messenger RNA, 522 nt
Organism: Penicillium diatomitis
Lineage: Eukaryota; Fungi; Ascomycota; Eurotiomycetes; Eurotiales; Aspergillaceae
Exons: 1
Coding region: 1-522 (173 amino acids)
Source: RefSeq, a predicted model, not a curated record
AUGGAAAGAGUGGACGCAGGUGAUGGGACGCCAGGCGAAAAAUAUUUUACUGGUCAAACUUCCAGGAAUUGCCAAGGCGAACAAUAUUCCUCGAAAUAUCAGCCAACUGUUGUUGAUGGCCUCCAUGAAAUCGACGAUAAUGAUGCUGAUGAUUCUUUCGCCAAUGAUGAUCUCGGGGAUUCAGACGUCGAGGCCGUCUUGGACGACGCACGCAGAUUCCUGGGGGACAUUUCUGCCGGUCAUGAGAGCCACCCCAGUGGGGCAGCGAAUACGGAGUUAGACCCAAAUGCUUCAGUCCCAGCCUCCUGCCUAGCUGACGAUGAUGAUCGGCAUGCGCUGCCCAUCAAGGAACAAAUAGAUAUAUCGGAGGCUUUUUCGGAGAAGGGGAGCCACGAAUUGCGUCGUAAGCGGAGACUUUCAUCGACUGUUGGUCCCCAGUCACCUCCUACCAUCCAGGAAUCUCAGGGCCCGCCUUCACAAUGGCGUGAGCCAAAUGGCAUCAGUCCCUCCCAACCUAGAUAG